Molecule: messenger RNA, 687 nt
Organism: Haliotis rufescens (red abalone)
Lineage: Eukaryota; Metazoa; Mollusca; Gastropoda; Lepetellida; Haliotidae
Product: histidine-rich glycoprotein-like
Exons: 1
Coding region: 1-687 (228 amino acids)
Source: RefSeq, a predicted model, not a curated record
AUGACUGCCACUUCGACUACCACCAAGACUACCACUGCCUCUAUAACCAUCGCGAGUGCUACCAACUCCUACAUUGACUGCCACUACAACUACCAACAUGACUGUCACUUCAACUACCAACAUGACUGUCACUACAACUACCAACAUGACUGUCACUUCAACUACCAACAUGACUGUCACUACAACUACCAACAUGACUGUCACUUCAACUACCAACAUGACUGCCACUACAACUACCAACUUGACUGCCACUACAACUACCAACAUGACUACCACUACGACUUACAACAUGACUGCCACUACGACUACCAACUUGCAAUUGACUGCCACUACAACUAUCAAAAUGACUGCCACUACAACUACCAACAUGACUGCCACUACGACUUACAACUUGACUGCCACUACAACUACCAACAUGACUGCCACUACAACUACCAACUUGACUGCCACUACAACUACCAACAUGACUGCCACUACAACUACCAACUUGACUGUUACUACAACUACCAACAUGACUGCCACUACACCUACCAACAUGACUGCCACUACAACUACCAACAUGACUGCCACUACGACUUACAACUUGACUGCCACUAUAACUACCAACGUGACUACCACUACAACUACCAACAUGAGUGCCACUACGACUACCAACUUGACUGUCACUACGACUACCACCGUGACUGA